This is a messenger RNA of Physcomitrium patens, 1159 nucleotides long. RefSeq lists its product as uncharacterized. Gene Ontology annotation, cellular component: membrane. NCBI's taxonomy places the organism in Eukaryota, Viridiplantae, Streptophyta, Bryopsida, Funariales, Funariaceae. The record is from RefSeq and is a predicted model, not a curated record. Gene Ontology annotation, biological process: chloroplast fission.
CCCCCCCCCAAAUCGGAGUGCUAAGCCCCCGCAUACCCCCUGAAACCCGCCCUCUUGAAUUCUGGGCAGUCUGCGCCAGCGUUCCGGUGAUUGUCGAUUUGAUUGUGAUUGCGAUGGCCUCAGCUAUGGCCUCCCUCGUCACGGGCGCCACUUCCUCUGCGGAACUGCGCACGCGACGUGCUUCGCAGGCAGCCAUCUGCGGCGCAGGCCAGAGGGUUCCGCAGUUGGCGUACGGGGUUGUGUGCGUGCUCAGAAGUAGGGGUGCGGGGUCUCUGGGGGAGAGAGCUGGGAGGUUGAGUUGGACAGUUUCGCAAUCGGGCGAUGUGAGCGUGCCUCGUUUGAGCGCCGGGAGAGUGGAUGCGGCCAGGGCGACUGGGUCUCCCGUAGCGUGCGUGGCAGGUUGGAGCGGUGGCAAUGGAGCCGCGGGGGUUGCAAGCGCAGUGGUAUCGAGGGCGGUUGUGGUUGUGUCAUUGGUGGUGCGAGUCGCGAAGGCGUUGGGCGACGCCUUGACGGCGACCCCGCUGCCGGACGGCUCCACGAAUGCGGAGAGGGAGCUGGUGAAGGCUCUGAAGGGGCGGUUGGUGUUGGCUGCGGGGCCGUUGUUGUUUGCGUCAAUUAGCCAAGCUCCGGGGUCCGUGAGCACGCCUCUGACGGUGGUUGCCAGCGGCAUGGCGAAGUGGCUGGAGCUUUACAGCGGAGUGUUGAUGGUGCGCGUGCUUCUGAGUUGGUUUCCCAACAUCCCGUGGGAGAGGCAACCGCUUCAAGCAGUUCGGGACAUGUGCGACCCGUAUUUGAAUCUGUUCAGGAACAUCAUCCCUCCGCUUUUCAACGCUCUGGACCUGAGCCCCAUGCUGGCGUUCAUGGUGCUGGGAGUGUUGACCUCCAUUUUGAACACGACAGCCAGGUGAUGGGGGAAUUGGCGGAGGGUUUAGGUCUGUAGGAUUCGGGUUUAGGAGUUAGGUGAUUGUAGUGGCGUCGGUUUGUGGACGUCAGCGUAGCUGCUGCAACGGAGCUGGAGGUUGCGACGUUGUGGCGUUGUUUGGAUGACAACGCCGGUUGUGUAGAUUUCACACACGCGCAGCCGAAUUCGGGAGCCGUGGGGCCUGUCUUUUAAUCACACAGGGCUUUGAGCUCCAAUUUGUGGAGACGUUUGGGACAA